Tetrahymena thermophila SB210 is the source of this 999-nucleotide messenger RNA. Its product is annotated as transmembrane protein, putative. The transcript has 7 exons. The record is from RefSeq and is a predicted model, not a curated record. NCBI's taxonomy places the organism in Eukaryota, Ciliophora, Oligohymenophorea, Hymenostomatida, Tetrahymenidae.
AUGAAAAUAAGCACAAUUACAAUAGCAAAAAUUUUUGUGCUUUUAGCACUUUUAUGCUUUACAAAUGUUUAAGCAGCAUAAAAUCCUAGCUAGAAACUAAACAAACUUAGCGGAUCUAUAAAAGCAUUGGCUAUUAUCAUAAAUGAUGCAUUCAACAGUAGAGUAAAAUUAGGAAAUCUUGCUAUCCUAAAGUAGUUAAAAAAAUAACUUGUUGAAAUAAGAUAGGAGAGUGAUUCUUCUUAAGAAGCAGCUGCUAAAAUAAUAAAUAUGAACAAGGAUACUCUCAUUUAAGGAUAAAUGAUCGUAAAAAAAGACUCUAAAAUUGAUAAAGUUAUUGCAAAAGAUAAUAUUUUAAUAUCUGAAAAUUUAUACAGCAAAACUACUGAAUCUACUCGCAUAUAAACUAAUGAUCUUUAUAUUAAUUCUAUUCAUUCAUUAAACUCAGAAGAUUCUAUUAUUAUUGCUGGAAAAAUUGUCACAAAGAAGCUUACUGCAGGUGAUAAAGCUAAUAUUGCUGCUCUUAAAGUCAAUGGCUAAACUUAAUGGUCACUUAUUGAACAUGAAGAUUUUGAAUCUCAUAAUGCAAAUCAAAGUGGAUAAUGGAGUUUAUUGUAGCAAAACAGCUGCUAAAACUUAAUUUAAAAUAAAUUUAAUGGUGGUUAUUGUAAAGUUUCCUCUUAGUAAAUUACAAAAGUUUUUAAAGAUUUGCCAGAACACACUCAGAUAAAAUUAAGUGGAACUCUUCAUGCUUUUGAUAAUUGGGAAGGAGAAAAGCUUUAUGUUUAGGUUAAUGGCAAGCAAAUUUGGAGCAAAAGCAUAGAUAACUCAAGAGGAGUAUCAGUGUGUGGAAAUGAUUAAUUUGAUUAAAUAAAUAUUAAAUUUGAAAAGAUUCUUCUAAACAGUGAUAAUGAAAUAGAAGUUACUUUUGGCUCUGAAUUAAAAAAAGACUCUUGUGAUGCUAGUUAUGCAAUUGAUGAUAUAAUUUUAAGUGUUCGUUGA